Molecule: messenger RNA, 819 nt
Organism: Thelazia callipaeda (thelaziosis nematode)
Lineage: Eukaryota; Metazoa; Nematoda; Chromadorea; Rhabditida; Thelaziidae
Source: the annotation of a GenBank genome assembly
AUGUAUAAGACCAUGUCAGAUAAUCCAAACGUUGAGUGUAAUUCUGAAAGUAUAUCAGUCGUUUUUUCAACGUUGAAACCAUUUAUUGGUCGAACAUUCGUGAAAGGUUAUAUCCAAGAAAGUAACUGCAUCAAGAUUGGAAAUCAUCUACAAAACCACAGAUUCACUAUACAGUUCGAUCAAUGUGGAUUGAGACGAUCACGAGAAUAUAACGGUAUUCGAAUUACGACAACAGUAAUAAUAUCAUUUCAUCCGAUAUUUUUGACUAAAGUUGAUCGAGCAUACCGACUUAACUGCUUCUAUAUGGAAUCAUCAAGGACAGUUACACAGGAAUUAGAAAUCAGCAUGAUGACAACGCAAGAAUUGUUUCGUCAAACGCAAAUGCCAAUCUGCAAAUAUGAAAUUUUGAGUGGAAGUGCGACCGGCAUUCCAAUACGAUAUGCAAAGGUCGGUGAUAGUAUUUAUCACCGUUGGAGUUGUAUAGCUAAAGCAGAAGAUAUAUACUGCAUGCGAGUUCAUACGUGUACUGUAAAUGAUGGACAAGGUGGGGAAGUAGUAGAAGUUCUCAACAAAAAAGGAUGUUCGGUAGACAGAUACGUAUUAUUAGAUCUCGAAUAUGGAGACGAUCUUAUAGCUGGACAAGAAUCUCAUGUUUUUAAGUUUGCUGAUCGCCCAGCUCUUCACUUCAAUUGUCAGAUAGAACUAACUAUAAAAGAUCGUCAUAGAGGAUGCACUGAUAUGCGACCAAUUUGUGAAGGUCAAAUACGAGUAGAACCAUCAGCUCAAACUCAUGAGCAGCAUGUUGCAGAGGAAGAGUAA